CCUGUACGUAUUUAUCCAGGCGUCAGACUUUGUCCAUUAGAUAGCGAGAUCCAUUUACACCAAUACCAUUUUCAGUUUGCCUGAUAUGAAUACACAUUCAACCGCAUCCGGCGUAUCCUGACAGUGAAAUGCGAUGCUGACUGUAAAACUCGAUCCGGGCAGAACGCCUUUCUAUCACGUUCGUGCAUUGAAUCAAAAACCAAUUCCCCAACGUUCCGAAUAAGCGGUUCAUUUACGCGUGAUAAUAUCCUAAUAACUGACAAAUCGAAUUCCUUGCUUCAUUUUGUUUACAGAUAAAUUUCACUGGUAUAACUGCACUCCGUACCUUCCAAACUCCAGAUGCAAGAACAUGUAACAAACACGACAAUUUCUAAAAAGAUCAUUUAGAAUCUCGCUUCUAAUACCAGACCUUUGUAACCAUCUAAGAAGGCCGAGAUGUCGUCUAAUACGUAAUAAAUCUCUGAGUAUUGAUAAGGGCUGAAAGGUCCACGGUUUAUCGGAAUUCACGGCUGAUAACAAGGCUCGCCUCCAAACCGAGGAGUCGGAGACCCGACUCUUUUCGGUUUUGUAAGACUCGUAGUCCGGGUUUAAAUAGCCCAGACAGAAUAAUCGUGUCUAGGUUUCCGCUAUCGCAUACGAGUGUUGCGCAGCAAUGAAAUUAUUUCCAACACAGAUUCGCCGCUGGCUAAUUCAACUUCGGCGACGUCUUGUGGUGGAGGACGAUAACACCGGUCACGUAUUGUCCCCGAGUCUUUCCCGACGAGUCGAACUUUGUACCUGUUAACUGUUGAGCGACCGCAACGCUGGAAAGGAUCGCCCCGGUCUGUUCUCUGAUUAGCUCAUUCAAAUUCUAUCCGUUGUCGCGCAUGCUCGUUCCAUCUUAUAAACGUACAGAGUGCCGAGCCCCUCGUAUUCUCCGUGCUGUCGUGAUACUGUUCACGUGUUCCUCGUUAAAGCGUAUCGCAUUACCACUUUUACGAUGGCGUCCGAGACGGUUCAGCUACCUCAAAUGGAAUUGUUCAACCGAGUUUUGGGGCUGCCAAUGGUCGAGUUUGCGCUGACCAAGUCGGCGUCGACGUACUCUCGAGUUAAGGAUUCUAACCAGCUGUUGUAUUGGGCACUAUCGAGUGCCGAGGCGUCGCUGUGCAACGCGACGACCCAGGCGGUGCCGAUUGCAGCACCGAUCGCGAAAAGGCUUGAGAAUUCGAUUCACCUGGUUGACCAGACGCUGUGCAAAGGACUUGACAAGAUCGAAGAGAAGGUUCCAAUUGUAAAGGAGAAGCCCGAACUGAUCCUCGAAUCCGCUGUCGGACUCGCGAAGAGGACCGUCCAGCCAGCAGUCUCUGGGAUUUCAUACGUCAACGACGUCUUGUCGGCCCAAGCGGUGAGCCUGAAGACCUUAAGCUGGAACAAGGCGAACGACAUUCUUGGGACUCAGAUUGGGACAGUGGCGCUUCAGGGAUUUGAUAGCACCGCUGCGGUUGCCGACAAGUUGAUCGACCAUUAUUUUCCGGCUUCCGGAGAGGAGGAGGAUACAGUUCCGGUUUCGUUGGAAGAGGAUAAAUUACUGCAUACUGUACAGACUGUCGGGCGUCUAUCCAACAAGGCUGCUCGUCGGGUUUACUUGAGUAUCAGCCAGCGCCUCAAAACUCUAGGCACCGACGAUUUGAGGGAGUACGUGAGUCAGAUUGUCACUAUUCUGCAUCUGACUCAGUACCUCCACGCCAUUAAUGACAAAGUCCAGGCGAUGACGGGACCAAAAGAGGGAGAGAAGAAGACUGCAUCUCGGAAAUCCUUAUAAUUGAUAUUUAUUUUUAAAUUUCAUUUACAUUUAUUUUUCCUUGGCCAAUGAUUACAAUUUGAAUGAAAUUUCUUAGAGCGAUGUUUUCUGUUCAUGUAAUAUUUUCACAUCGACUAAUGUAGAAUAUGAAUGUGACAUUUGUCUCGUUGUUACUGUUACUCUACGAUUAUAUUUCAUACAUUACAUUUCACAUGAA
Molecule: messenger RNA, 1997 nt
Organism: Neodiprion virginianus
Lineage: Eukaryota; Metazoa; Arthropoda; Insecta; Hymenoptera; Diprionidae
Product: lipid storage droplets surface-binding protein 2-like
Exons: 4
Coding region: 980-1801 (273 amino acids)
Biological process (GO): positive regulation of triglyceride storage; lipid storage
Cellular component (GO): lipid droplet; cytosol
Source: RefSeq, a predicted model, not a curated record